Messenger RNA from Mercurialis annua (annual mercury), 1051 nucleotides. RefSeq names its product peroxidase 5-like. Gene Ontology annotation, molecular function: peroxidase activity; heme binding. NCBI's taxonomy places the organism in Eukaryota, Viridiplantae, Streptophyta, Magnoliopsida, Malpighiales, Euphorbiaceae. Gene Ontology annotation, cellular component: plasmodesma; plant-type cell wall. The transcript is spliced from 2 exons. The record is from RefSeq and is a predicted model, not a curated record. Bases 42 to 1007 code for a protein of 321 amino acids. Gene Ontology annotation, biological process: hydrogen peroxide catabolic process; response to oxidative stress.
ACUCCACCAUAUACAACUAUUAUACUUGAGGAAAUCAUACAAUGCCUUGUUGCAUUAUUUUGCUUCUUCUUUGCUCAUUCUUUACCACUGUGUCACCCAAUCCAGCCCUUAAUGUUGGAUUCUAUGGCUCCUCUUGUCCUUUAGCAGAAGUAAUAGUCAGAAAAGCAGUGAACCAAGCCAUAUUUCAGAAUCCUGGCAUUGGUGCUGGCCUCAUCAGAAUGUAUUUCCAUGAUUGUUUCGUCAGGGGCUGUGAUGCAUCUAUUCUGCUAGAAUCCACACCAGGAAGACCAUCAGAAAGAGAUCAUCCUGUGAACAAGCGUAGCAUGCGAGGAUUCGAGGCUAUCAACGAAGCCAAGUCCGCAAUUGAAGCCAUAUGUCCAAACACAGUGUCAUGUGCAGACAUUCUUGCAUUCGCAGCCCGUGAUAGCUCCUCCAGGCUCGGAGGCAUUACCUACGCGGUACCAGCAGGUCGCCGCGACGGAACCAUCUCAAACUUAAAUGAAGUCAAUUUGCCAUCACCGUUCAGCACAGCUGACCAAAAUGCUCAAAUUUUCAAUCAAAAAGGACUGACCACUGAAGAAAUGGUGACACUAUCAGGAGCACAUUCAGUUGGAAUUGCACAUUGUACUGCAAUUUCUAAUAGGCUGUACAAUUACAAUAACACCCAUGACCAAGAUCCUUCAUUAGAUCCACAAUUUGCAGCAUUUUUGAAGACCAAAUGCCCAUUAACAUCCAGUAAUAAUGAUUCCUCUGUAGGACUUGAUAGUAUUUCGCCGAGCCGUUUAGACAAUUGUUACUACGCUGAUUUAAUGAAGCACCGCGGAUUAUUUACGUCGGACCAGACAUUAUUCAGUAGUCCUUUGACACAAAAAAUGGUGAUAGACAAUGCAUGGUAUGGUUCAACCUGGGCUGCUAAAUUUGCUAAGGCUAUGGUCCAUUUGGGUUCAAUAGAUGUUCUUACAGGAGAACAAGGAGAAAUAAGAAGACAAUGUAGUCUUGUGAACUAAAUUUUACUGAGCAAAGGGUAAACUCAGAUCUCCAAACUUGUGCU